GACAAAUCAAUGUUUUGAUGGUUUAAGAUGUCAAAAAUUCUGUGAGAACAAUCAUCAGUUCAGAAUAUUCAAAUUUAUCAAAUGUAUUUUCGUCAUGUGAACACAAGACAUUCAUCCUGUCCAUCCAUCAGUUGCCCAAUCAUCAACAUCACUGAAAAUAGUCUAAAAAACCGUUCUUCAAAGAAACUUCAUCCCACCUUCCCGAUGCAUAAAUACGAUAAAACGACCAAUCCUGGAAGAUAUAACGAAAAUGUGAUCAAGCUCCCUAGAAACUUGUACACUCAACUGAAAUCUCCAUCAAGUGAAGAACUUCAAGCAAUCCUGCAAGGUAGUCUAUUAUCUAUUCCAGAGAAAGAAGAGCUACCAAAUUUCGCACAAUACUGGAAACAUCAGUUAUUGGUUCAUAAAGCAAUCCAAAAUUUCAAUAUGCAUACUCCAGAAUACAGAAACAAAGGCUGCCUCUGCAAGCCAGUCUAUAAACUCAAGCAAGAUAGUUCAGAUAAUAAUCAUUCAGUAAACAAAAGAAGAGGUUGUCCUUGCAAACCUACAGAGAUACAUCAAAUGCAAGAAGUGAUAGAUCUGGUUGGUGCAUCACAAAUAGACCAAGAACAAGCAAACAAAGACACACAGAAAGAUCCAUCCCAGGACAGCAUUUCGAAGGCUUCAGAAAAAAUAAAGGUGUGUCUACCACUAGACCUCGAGAAGCUAGGCAAAGACUCUUCCGGAAAAACGAUUAAAUUGAUUAUCUACGGGGAUAAGACUCAUUGCGAUUGUAAGGGCUGCAACUCAAACAGAUCUGGAGAUAAAAGCUCUAGUAACGAAUGCCUAGCUUGUGCUCUAGCUAGGAGUCCUCAAAUGAAAAACCUUUACUCGGGUUGGUCUGACGAAAAAGUUGAAAAAACCUCUAACAAACAGCGCAAGGGUUUUCCUUCCAGGUUAUCUGAGGUGCUAGCUUCCAAACUUUCAUUCUUAAAGAAAAAGCAGAAAUCUUCGCCGAGCUGUCACUGUUCGGAUAAAUGUGCCCAAACUUGUGGAGUAUCCAAGCUGGAUUCAGCUGUAGAAACUACUAGAACUGCAGGAGCAACUUCCAAGGUAGACAGGGCGUGUAGUUGUAUAUGUUGCUCCAAGAAUGAGGAGGAAACAAACACUGAGAGAUCAGAACAAACUGCAUCUAAGACAGAUCCGUGCAAAUGUCCCAGGUGCGGAAAAUUCGAUAUAGAGAAGCUCACAAUUGUGAGCCCAGGCCCGAAUUCUUACCAGGAUGAUUGCCUGAAAUGGGUUUUGAAGAUGGAGGCCAAACAAAAUUAUAGACAGAUCAAGUGUAUCUUGAAGGAACUCAAAGAGCAGCGCCAGGAAAUCAGAGGUUUGCACAAGCGCUAUACGAGUUUGAUAAAACUUCGUAUCAAUCAUAGUAGCGAUGAAUAUGUGGAGAAAUAUAAAACAAUUAUGAAGAACAGGCGAGAAAAAGAGAGGGAUGAAGUAGAGUGGAUCUCAAAGAGCAAAGAUAUGAAGAAUGCUAUAAACCAAUCUACACUGUCCGAGCAAAACGGCUACGAAGAGAACAACAAGACACUCAGUCCAGUAGAUAAUACUUCAACCUUAUCACUUUUUGAAGAAGAUUCAACUAAAACACCCAAAGUAAAUUGUGUAGAUGGUGAAAAGCCCGAUGACGUGGCAGAAAAGGAUAGUUGCACAUGUACUCUGAAGAGUUCUUGCAAGCAACGUUUCAGAAACUUUUGGAGGAGCUUCCGCGGGAAAAGAAGAGAAUGCUAUCAGGAAUGUGACUGUCCAGCCUCGAAGCCAAUAGAGAAAUGUAAAAAUUUUCUUGUGAAAAAUUAUAAAAAAGCUACAAAAUAAAUGCGAUUAUGACUUCUUGGUAAUAACAAUGUUUAUUCAUAACCAUAAGACAUGAGGUUUGUGUAAUUUAUAAGCGCAAUAAAGCAUCUAGGGAAAAUGACACCAAUGACUCCUCUACAAACUUCCAUCCUUCGGCUCACCAACUUAUCAGCUUUGUCAUUUUUCAACGAGUUUUAUUUCAG
Messenger RNA from Phaedon cochleariae (mustard beetle), 2039 nucleotides. The record is from the annotation of a GenBank genome assembly. Lineage: Eukaryota; Metazoa; Arthropoda; Insecta; Coleoptera; Chrysomelidae.